This is a messenger RNA of Cordyceps fumosorosea ARSEF 2679, 960 nucleotides long. RefSeq lists its product as hypothetical. The record is from RefSeq and is a predicted model, not a curated record. The coding region runs from base 1 to 960 and encodes 319 amino acids. The transcript is spliced from 2 exons. Lineage: Eukaryota; Fungi; Ascomycota; Sordariomycetes; Hypocreales; Cordycipitaceae.
AUGGGCUGGCUACCGUCAAUAUUCGGAGGGGGUAGCUCCAGUGACCCCCUAAGCAACUUGGACCCCAAGCUGCGCGAGUUCCUCAACAAGGAAUCGCCAGUCAAAUACAACGCCACCAAGGCACAGCAACCCGCAGCGCCGACAACCACCUCCACGACAGCCCCGACGGCGCAGAACAGCGGCAGCGGCGCCCCCGCGACCGGCGACGCAAAGAGCAGCGGCGUGCCCUCAGAAAGCCUGUACCAGGAUGGUCGGUACGCGCACCUGUGGAAGAAUUACCGACCGCUGGCGCAGAUCGAGGAGGAGACCUCGACGGAGCAGGAGAAGCUGGUCAAGAUCCUCGAUGGGUACAAGGAGCGCAAGCAGGCGAUUGGCAUCGCGGCCAUGGAGAACUGCGCCAUCCAGCAGGAGGAGUGGAUCAACUGCAUGAAGAACGGCAGCUGGACCGAUCAACUACAAAUGUGCAGGCACCAAGUCCAUCGGUACGAGCGCUGCUACACCAUGCAAUCGCGAUUCCUACGCGCGCUCGGUUACGGCUCGGUGAUUGACCGCCCCGCGCAGGUCGAGGAGGACAUCCAGAUGCACGCCGACAAGCUGUUCAACCGCAUGCUCGAGCACGAGCGGGCCGUCGCCGCCGCCAAGGAGGCAGGACUUCCCGCACCUAUAUUCGACUCGGUCGUGCCGCGGCCGCCGCCCCGCGCGGCGACGACGGCGACGCCCGCGGAGGAUGUCGAGCGCACGUGGCGCGAGACACUGGCCAAGCUGCCCGCGGGCGACGAGCGCGCGGCCGAGGAGGCGGCGCUGCGCGCCGACUUCCAGGCUAAGGAGGAUGUGGCGCGCAGCGUCAAGGAGAUCAUGGACGCGCGGACGAAGGAGCGCGAGGCGCGACAGGCCGCGGGGCAGGCGACGCUGACGGACACGCUGUCGGGGCUCUGGGGCGGCAGCAAAGGUGGCAAAUAA